Molecule: messenger RNA, 1688 nt
Organism: Mugil cephalus (flathead mullet)
Lineage: Eukaryota; Metazoa; Chordata; Actinopteri; Mugiliformes; Mugilidae
Gene: srp54
Product: signal recognition particle 54
Exons: 15
Coding region: 151-1665 (504 amino acids)
Biological process (GO): SRP-dependent cotranslational protein targeting to membrane; SRP-dependent cotranslational protein targeting to membrane, translocation
Cellular component (GO): cytosol; signal recognition particle, endoplasmic reticulum targeting
Molecular function (GO): endoplasmic reticulum signal sequence receptor activity; GTPase activity; GTP binding
Source: RefSeq, a predicted model, not a curated record
CCACAGCUGAUCCGCGGCGUUAAAACCCGUAGAAGAAGAAGCAGCCGUAGAAGAAGAGCUGGUGUUUCUGAUGACGUUUCUCUGGCGGAGUUUCGUCCCUGAUAAAACUCAUUAAAUCUCGACUGAUCCGGUUUUAACCCGACCGUCAUCAUGGUGCUCGCCGACCUGGGGAGGAAGAUCACCUCCGCUCUGAGGUCCCUCAGCAACGCCACCAUCAUCAAUGAGGAGGUGUUGAACGCCAUGCUGAAGGAGGUGUGUGCUGCUCUGCUGGAGGCCGACGUCAACAUCAAACUGGUCAAACAGCUGAGAGAGAACGUCAAGUCUGCUAUCGACCUGGAGGAGAUGGCAUCAGGUCUGAACAAGAGGAGGAUGAUCCAACACGCCGUCUUCAAGGAGCUGGUCAAGCUCGUGGACCCUGGAGUUAAGGCCUGGACCCCGACCAAAGGAAAGAACAACGUCAUUAUGUUCGUGGGUUUGCAGGGAAGCGGCAAGACCACCACCUGCUCCAAGCUGGCGUACUACUACCAGAAGAAGGGCUGGAAGACGUGUCUGAUCUGUGCCGACACCUUCAGAGCCGGAGCCUUCGACCAGCUCAAGCAAAACGCCACCAAGGCCAGAAUCCCCUUCUACGGCAGUUACACAGAGAUGGACCCCGUGGUGAUCGCCGCUGAGGGCGUGGAGAAGUUUAAAGGGGAGAACUUUGAGAUCAUCAUCGUGGACACAAGUGGACGACACAAGCAGGAGGACUCUCUGUUUGAGGAGAUGCUGCAGGUGUCCAACGCCGUGCAACCAGACAACAUCGUGUACGUGAUGGACGCGUCCAUCGGCCAGGCCUGCGAGGCCCAGGCCAAGGCCUUCAAGGACAAAGUGGACGUGGCCUCGGUCAUCGUCACCAAGCUGGACGGACACGCAAAAGGGGGCGGAGCUCUGAGCGCUGUGGCGGCCACCAGGAGUCCCAUCAUCUUCAUCGGCACCGGGGAACACAUCGACGACUUCGAGCCCUUCAAGACCCAGCCCUUCAUCAGCAAGCUGCUGGGGAUGGGUGACAUCGAGGGUUUGAUUGACAGAGUCAAUGAGUUGAAGUUGGACGACAACGAGGAGCUGAUCGACAAACUGAAACACGGUCAGUUCACCCUCAGAGACAUGUACGAACAGUUCCAGAACAUCAUGAAGAUGGGACCAUUCGGACAAAUCAUGGGGAUGAUUCCAGGCUUCGGCACAGACUUCAUGAGUAAAGGAAACGAACAGGAGUCAAUGGCCAGACUCAAGAAACUGAUGACAAUCAUGGACAGCAUGAACGACCAGGAGCUGGACAGUAAGGACGGGGCCAAGCUGUUCAGUAAGCAGCCCAACAGGAUCCAGAGAGUGUCCAGAGGGUCCGGUGUCUCCACCAGGGACGUCCAGGAGCUCCUCACCCAGUACACCAAGUUCGCCCAGAUGGUCAAGAAGAUGGGGGGCAUCAAGGGCCUGUUCAAGGGAGGAGACAUGUCCAAGAACGUGAACCCGUCUCAGAUGGCAAAACUCAACCAGCAGAUGGCCAAGAUGAUGGACCCCAGAGUCCUGCACCACAUGGGUGGCAUGGCCGGCCUCCAGUCCAUGAUGCGUCAGUUCCAACAGGGCGCCGCUGGCAACAUGAAAGGCAUGAUGGGAUUCAACAACAUGUGACCACCCUCCUCCAAUCAGCUGCC